UGGGGCGCGCUCGGGAUGGGGGGCGUCGCCUGCCGCUCGGCGGGGCUGGGCUGCGGGGGAAGUAGGGCAGAGCUGGGUGCCGGCGGCGGGAUGGAGCUGAAAAGAUUACAAAAAGAACUAUUGGCAUUGCAAAAUGAUCCGCCUCCAGGAAUGACUCUGAAUGAAAAGAGUGUACAAAAUUCAAUCACACAGUGGAUUGUAGACAUGGAAGGUGCUCCAGGAACACUAUAUGAAGGGGAGAAAUUUCAGCUUUUAUUUAAGUUCAGUAGUCGGUAUCCUUUUGAUUCACCUCAGGUCAUGUUUACUGGUGACAAUAUUCCUGUUCAUCCUCAUGUUUAUAGCAAUGGUCAUAUCUGUUUAUCCAUUCUAACAGAAGACUGGUCUCCAGCUCUCUCAGUGCAAUCCGUUUGUCUUAGCAUUAUUAGCAUGCUUUCCAGCUGCAAAGAAAAGAGGCGACCUCCAGAUAAUUCAUUUUAUGUAAGAACAUGUAACAAGAAUCCAAAGAAAACAAAAUGGUGGUAUCAUGAUGACACAUGUUGAUGCCACCAUUUUGUGAUCCUCGUAGCAGAAGAUAGUCCUACUGAGAAAAUGAGCACUUUGAUCAUUCAGUCUUUGAACUUUAACCUUUGACUGGAAGUGACCUAUAGGCAAUGAAGACUACUUCCUUUGACUGCAUUUUUACUAGUGUGCAUUCUGGGCGCAUGUUGAUCGCUGGUUCAGUCCAUGCAACUGACAUGCUUUUAUUAGUCAUACAGUAUUAAUGCAGGUGUCCAGAAAUGUCAGAAUAAUUCCAUUAUUUUUAUUUUAAGCUUUUGGAAGAAUUCCAGGUCUUCAUAUAUUGUGCAAUAACACUGAGCUCCUUGACGGUUUUGGUGCAUCCAUUGCCGGCAAUGGACAUUGUACCAGGGAAAAUUUUUGCUCCUGCCACAAAAAGAUUGCAUGAUAGAGCUUAGGAAAGUUUCAGAUAUAUUUGAAUUAUAAGCAAGGGAUCCACUGUUACCUUAAAAGCCACCCCAUUCUUUUAUAUUUGGAUUCUAUGCACUGUGAUCACAAAACUAGCAGCAUGAGUUAACAUGCUUAGCUGAAGGACUGUAAUAAGAUCAUUGCAUAUUUAUUAAAUUGUUUAUCUGCUGUAAAAUUGUUUUGACAUAGAAGGUUUUCAAGUGACAGUGGCAGAGAGGUACAAUGUUAUCCCUAUGGUGAAAUAAAACUACUUUUUUGUAUAUAGUUAUUCAUAUCUCUGAAGCAAAGGUAUGAGUAAUUUAGGGUAUGAGUGAUUUAAUCAAGAAUUUAUUUUGGAGAUAAGAGAGGAUGGCAGUGAUAUAACUGAACUUGCUGCAGUCCAUAAUUGGGCUUGUAAUUUGUACUUUAGAGCUUUUUUCCAAAUAGAUUGCACACUGUUAUUUCCUGCUAGCCAUCAGCAUGAGCCCUAUUGCCUACAUCAAUAUUUCAUUUAUUUAUGUGUUUGAAAGCAAUCCAUAUAACAUUUUUUUGUUUGCAUUCACUGUUUCUUUUGUUGUUGUGUGUCAUGUUUGAAUGUUACAAAACAAUAUUUUGAUUGAAAAGCUUUGUCAGAAGAUAUUUUCAUGUAAAUUAUUUCUUUACCUUGUAAGCGUCAUCUUGUCUUUUAAUCCUGUACUAUAUAAAAAAAUACAUUUUUGACAGAGGCUUAAUGUUUUGACAAAAAAGUGUGGACCUUUUUAUUUAAGCUUAGACUAAAGUAUAUUUUAUUAACUUGCUUGUCCCUGGCAGCCAUACCAAUUUUCUCCAGGCUUUUACUUCACCAAAAUGGAGAAAGAAAAAAAAAAAAAAAAAAAAAAGCCACCUAAAAUCAGAUUGACAUUUUUCUAUGGAACAACAAUUAUUGAAAUAAUGGAUAGUUGUUCUCACCAUUCUGUAAUAUUUUGAUACUGCAAUUAGGUUGUCUUUUUAGGAAGCACUUUUAUAAACUUUUACACAUAUGCAAAAUUUCUAUAGCAUUGCUUUUUUUUUAACUGUUGCCUUAUUGUUGCACUCAAAAUCAAGUGGUCAAAGCAUGAAUGUCUAAGUCAAGUAACUACUUGAUUAAAGAAGAAAAGCCAACCCAGAAUGAAUAACUACAAUAACAACAAAAAAAAUUGGCUGAAAAUACUGAAGUUUUUUUUACUGCUGUAUAAUAACUGACAAAUUUUGUAGUCUUGUACAUACUUCUCUAUUAAUGUUUAAAACAUUUUAAAGUAUAGAUGCUUAACUCAGGGUGGAUAGAAUUGAAAUGGAUUUGCUUCAGAGAAGUGUUUUGUACAGCAACUGAAUUACAGAUAUUACCAGUGAAGUGAGGCUACUAUAUGCUUCAGGAAAUGCUUUUUUCUACUGUAUUGAAAAUAUUUCUUGGCCUUUAAAACUCGAUGGUAAAAUCUAGCUGUGGAUUUAAAUUUGAUGUGUAUAUACACUUUCACAAUGAGCCUUUAAAACACAGAAGUUGGUUUAUUUUAAAAGCCAAAAAUCAUUUUAAGCAAAGGAAAUAGUUGUGCUUCUAACUUUUGUUUAGUAAAAUUUUAUUGUUAUAAGUUAAUCAAAUCAACUAUUUUUGCAGAUGUUUAAUAUGAAAGAGCAGUAAUCUAUCUGAAUACUUAAUCUGUAUAUUCAUGUUAACUGCUCUGUAUUAUUGAUUGAAUGGAUUGACACAUCUUUGAAAGUCUUAUGUGUUUUCACAUAGUUGGUUCACAUAGAAGGUUUAACUGAUAGUCCAUAGUAAAGAGUGACACUGUGACACAAGGUUAUGUCUCUGAAGAAACAGUUACAGUACAUCUUCACAGGUUCAUGUAUCUUUUCAUAUGGUGGAUUGCCAUACUACAAUAUGUGGUUUCAGAGAAGCUUUAUGACAUACUGUAUGUAUCCUGUCAAAGAUAUGUGAUGUAGGGGUAAGCAUUAUACCUUUUAUUGACUUACGGCUUUAUAUGGGCUACAGUGAAGUUAAAUAACCAAAUUUAUGCUGCUCUUUAAUACCCCCACCUAUAAUAUACUUAAAUCCAAAAAAUGUAAGGUAGAUUAGAAGAGAAUGUACAUCAGGUCUUUUAGUUUACAACAGAAAUGCCCCCAGAAUAAUGUCAUGAAUCUUUUGCAGUUCUGUGGAUAAGUUCACCUAUGUACACAGGGCCAAGACAAAAUCUAUAUACCACUCAAGCCCUCAAAAUAAUGCAACUAUUCUGACAAUACUGUGGUGUCCUAAAAUAGGAGUUAAAUUAGAUGAAGGUGGUGCCAUCCUUCCCUUAGGAUGAUCCUGUGUAUGAAACUAUUCACUUCGAGUUUCUCACAUGAAGUGGUUACAGAAUUGGCUUGAAACGAUCCUUGCUUUUCUUCUGUGUCAAUGCUCAUGUUGUUAAACACUGUUUUGUGUUUAGUGUCUUUAUACUAUAACACAAUAAAUUCUUGUUUUAAAAUAGA
Messenger RNA from Dromaius novaehollandiae (emu), 3423 nucleotides. It is a transcript of the gene UBE2W, whose product is annotated as ubiquitin conjugating enzyme E2 W. NCBI's taxonomy places the organism in Eukaryota, Metazoa, Chordata, Aves, Casuariiformes, Dromaiidae. The transcript is spliced from 6 exons. The coding region runs from base 16 to 540 and encodes 174 amino acids. The record is from RefSeq and is a predicted model, not a curated record.